Messenger RNA from Lasiosphaeria miniovina, 1037 nucleotides. RefSeq lists its product as uncharacterized. Lineage: Eukaryota; Fungi; Ascomycota; Sordariomycetes; Sordariales; Lasiosphaeriaceae. Bases 155 to 772 code for a protein of 205 amino acids. The record is from RefSeq and is a predicted model, not a curated record. The transcript has a single exon.
GCGCCUCGCGUGCGCGCCGUGCCACGCCGCUAUCCUCGCGCUCGCCGUGUGCUGGGUCUGCGGCGAGGUGGUCGUGCGCGGCGACGAGUGUGUGAGUCUGGGCUGGUGCUUCUGGCACCGCGCUUGCUAUGGGUGUUUGCUGUGCGGCUGCCGAAUGGUGGUGCGUGGUCCAGGGGUGGGGGAGGUUUUUAUUGGUGAUGAGGAGGAUGAUGGUGAUGAGGAGGACGAUGGUGAUGAGGAGGAGGAGGGUGUGGGUGUGGGUGUUGGCGUGUUGAGGGAAUGCGGUCGCGGAAGGGCUCGCGAGAUCGACGAGGUCCCGCUGUGCGCGAACUGUCUGGCCGAGGUUGAUGUUGAUGGCGACGGCGCACCCGCGGACCAGCCCGCGCUCGUGCAGAAGGCGCUGCGCACGGUCGAUCGCGUCGACGGCGGGCUGGCGAGGCAGCGCUGGGAGGGCUCGGUGGCGCGGGAGCCGGCGAGGUUUGCCGAGGUGAGUGUUACUAUUUCUCCGUUAUUCUUGGGGAUUAACGGGGGGGAGGUGUGCGUUUGUGGGAGCCUGGUGCUAAAAGAGACUCACGCAGGGGAAUAUCCAUCUGCACAGAUCCGGAGACGGCCGCUCGCUCAACAGCGACGGGGCGAGCGCCGAGCCGGCAGACCUGGCCAUGAUGGAAGACGACGACGACGACGAGGCCUCGCCGUCCACCAUCUACGUGUCGAUCCUCGACCCCAUCGGCAGCCUCGCUUUCAGACCGAGCCCCACAAAGCCGAUCCCUGAGUGGAUGCAGCUGGCGCCGCCGCCGACAAGCAAUGGCAACAGCCCCCGCGAUGAAGACGACGACAGGGGUCAAAGGGCAGACGCUGCUGCUGCUGGGCGGCCGAGAUGGCCGCGGCGCCGCAGUAACCACUCGUCGUGCGCAACAAUCUGCCCAGACGGACGGCAGCACCGCAUGUCGCCUACAGCCGUCAGCCCUAUGCAGUCCGUCUCGUCGUCGUCGUCAACAUCCAUGUCGCACUACGGCGGCGGCGGCAGCGGCGGCGGC